Molecule: messenger RNA, 2315 nt
Organism: Corvus hawaiiensis (hawaiian crow)
Lineage: Eukaryota; Metazoa; Chordata; Aves; Passeriformes; Corvidae
Gene: PMPCB
Product: peptidase, mitochondrial processing subunit beta
Exons: 13
Coding region: 242-1621 (459 amino acids)
Cellular component (GO): mitochondrion
Molecular function (GO): metal ion binding; metalloendopeptidase activity
Source: RefSeq, a predicted model, not a curated record
UCCUCAGUGUGAGGAGGAUGUUGGUGAACUGGAGAUGUUCAGCAGAGAUGAACUGGGCUGGGACAUGUGCCGUGUGAGGAGAGGCUGAGAGUCCGGACCUCGUUCAGGCUGGAGAAGACAUGGCUUCUGCUGGACCUGUGGAGGAGCUGUGAGAAGUACCUGAGCCAGCACCUAGGAGAAGGUUGUCAGGAAGAUAAAACUAGGCCUGUCACAGAGGGGCACGGUGGCACAAUGAGAGAUAAUGGGCUGUGUGCGUGUUGGAACAAGGAAGCUCAGAGUUUCCAAAGCAGCAACAGAAGUAAUCUUAAAUGUCCCUGAAACUAGGGUGAGUCCUUUGGAAAAUGGCUUGCAAGUAGCUUCUGAAGACUCUGGACUCUCAACAUGCACAGUUGGUCUUUGGAUUGAUGCUGGAAGCAGGUAUGAAAAUGAGAAAAACAAUGGAACUGCUCACUUUCUUGAGCAUAUGGCUUUCAAGGGAACGAAAAAGAGAUCUCAGUUAGACCUUGAACUAGAGAUUGAGAACAUGGGGGCUCAUCUGAACGCAUACACGUCCAGGGAACAAACUGUGUAUUAUGCAAAAGCUUUUUCGAAAGAUUUACCAAGAGCUGUGGAAAUUCUUGCUGACAUAAUUCAGAACAGUACCCUGGGAGAGGCAGAGAUUGAGCGUGAGCGAGGAGUUAUACUUCGAGAGAUGCAAGAGGUUGAAACCAAUUUGCAAGAAGUUGUCUUUGAUUACCUUCAUGCCACAGCCUACCAGAAUACAGCCCUAGGACGGACAAUUUUAGGACCCACUGAAAAUAUCAAAUCCAUAAAUCGUAAUGACUUGGUGGAGUACAUAACAACACAUUACAAAGGACCCAGAAUGGUCUUGGCUGCUGCUGGAGGGGUCUCUCAUGAUGAACUACUUGACCUGGCGAAGUGCCAUUUUGGUAACUUGCCAUCUGCUCCAGAAGGAGGACUGCCACCUCUGCCGCCUUGUAGCUUCACAGGUAGUGAGAUUCGGAUAAGGGAUGACAAGAUGCCCCUGGCACACCUGGCCAUAGCUGUCGAAGCAGCUGGCUGGUCAGACCCUGAUACAAUCCCACUCAUGGUAGCCAAUACUCUGAUAGGUAACUGGGAUCGGUCCUUUGGAGGAGGAGUGCAGAAUUUGUCCAGUAAACUUGCCCAGAUUGCCUGCCAUGGUAACCUGUGUCACAGUUUCCAGUCCUUCAACACCUGCUACACUGACACAGGGCUGUGGGGACUCUAUGUGGUCUGUGAGCCAUCCACUAUUCAGGACAUGGUGCACUUUGUUCAGAGAGAAUGGAUAAGACUUUGCACAAGUGUUACAGAAAAUGAAGUAGCUCGAGCAAAAAAUCUUCUUAAGACUAAUAUGCUGCUACAACUUGAUGGGUCCACACCAAUCUGUGAAGACAUUGGAAGACAAAUGCUGUGUUACAAGCGCCGAAUCCCAAUUCCAGAACUGGAGGCAAGAAUUGAAGCUAUUGAUGCCCAGACUAUUAGAGAAAUCUGCACGAAGUACAUCUAUGAUAAGCAUCCUGCAGUUGCUGCCGUGGGUCCAAUUGAACAACUUCCAGAGUAUAGCAAAAUCUGCAGUGGCAUGUAUUGGCUUCGUGAGUAGUAAAUAACAAGAACUUCCAGCAUAGUUUAGCUUUAAAAAAAGCAAAAAAACAACCAAGACCACCCAACAAACCAACUAUACCCCUGUUUAAAUCUUUGGAGGUGCUUUUGAGAAGAUCAAAACUGAGAACCAGCCCCUCCUGUGUGUGUGUGUGUGUAUAAUGAAGAAAGGAAUGGAAACAUGUACAGUAUUUGCAUUUUUAUUAUAAAACAAGGAUUGUCAGUAAGCGUCAUUUCUUGACUUUAGUAGCAUUCAUCACUUGUUCUUGAGCAGCUUUCUUUGCCUUGACCAUUUCAACGAGUUCCUGAAGAGAAGGUGGGGAAAAAGAAAACUAAACAUUUAACUUGUGAACAAUGCUGUGGUUUUGAACACUACAUAUAUUUACUGUGAAACAUUCUAGUUCUCAACAUAAUGAGAAAUCUACAAAGUUUAAUAUUGUAGAGCAAUUUCUCAUAGAAACCAAUCAGUUGAUGAAAGGUCAAUGCUCGUGUACCAGGAACUUUACCUACAGGCGGCUAGGGACAGGACUUCACCAUCUGCAAGAGCCUGCUGUCAAAUUAUAACACAAAUUUCCUGAGACAGACUUUCCUUCCCAGCUUCCAGAGCCAGUACUUUCACUGAGGAACAUUUAGUCCUUACUGCUCUUUUGGGGUUGAGUUACAAAAAAUAAAAAGUUUUCCACAAGGGUCCAUAA